Molecule: messenger RNA, 456 nt
Organism: Saccoglossus kowalevskii
Lineage: Eukaryota; Metazoa; Hemichordata; Enteropneusta; Harrimaniidae
Product: hydroxymethylglutaryl-CoA lyase, mitochondrial-like
Biological process (GO): L-leucine catabolic process; ketone body biosynthetic process
Molecular function (GO): hydroxymethylglutaryl-CoA lyase activity
Source: RefSeq, a predicted model, not a curated record
AAACAUAAUAACUUAAUUGUUUCAGAUGGGUGUGAGGAUUGUUGAUUCAUCUGUGGCAGGACUGGGUGGGUGCCCGUAUGCUAGAGGUGCUACAGGGAACGUUGCUACAGAAGAUGUUGUCUAUAUGUUGCAUGGUAUAGGAAUACAGACAGGUGUGAACUUGGAAAAAUUAAUUGCAGCUGGACAUUUUAUAUCGAAAUACCUUGGUAAAGAGCCAUCAUCAAAAGUGUCAUUGGCACUAAUGAAGAAGACACAGAGUAAACUUUGAUGUUUAUCAUGAUGCUAGCUUGGCAGUGAAAUUACUCUAUGACAAUGCUGAAUCUGAUCAUGACUUGAGGAUAUCAGUGGAGUGCAUUGGUAAUGAGACACCUAUGACUUAUUCUAGCUGUGACUGCUUAAGAUACAAAAGAAACACAGGUCAUUGACAUCCGGUCAUGGUACAUAUAUAUUAUGAUC